AUGGGUUAUUCUUCUACAAACAUACACUUUGACUAUGAUGGACAAUAUGCGAAAUCAGGAGAUGAUUAUGAAUGGAUUCCAAGCGAUGGUCGUUUGUAUGGUAUAUCCUUUAAGACAUCAUCAUUGGAUGAGAUCACUUAUUCCUGUUUGAAGAAGAGGAUAUGCAAGAAGAAGAGGAUAGAUCCGUGUUUAAAGAGGAUGAAUCUGAGUUACAUUCCACUGGUAGUAGAACCUAAGAGGCAAUCAUAUAUUUUGGAUGAUGAAGAUGUGUAUGUGUAUCUGACAUCAGUGGAUAAAGAGGGAAGAAGAAUUAUUUUGCAUGUAGAGGUCAUCGAAGAAAUGGAGCAACAAUCAGUAGUUGAGAAAGAAAGCUCAUAUGGUGGGAACUAUAGUGAGCUUGCGAGUGGAUUACCCGAAGUUGAAGCCGGGGAAGGGGGCGUGGACAGUGAGGGCGACGUGGAUAACUCUAUGGGUGUUCGUCCUAGUUCGUACUAUGUUGAGCUCCCACGUGUUGCAAAAGAAAAACCAGUGGUUAAAGAGUGGGAAGAUGGUUUGGGUCUUCAGUUGUUUCAAGAAUUUGAGAGUAAAGAAGCUGUGAAAGAUAUUAUUGAUAAAGCAUCACAAGAGAACUGUUUCGGAAUCAGUAUUUGCAACUCGGACAGGGGUCGAUAUGUGGUAAAAUGUCGGGGAGCAGAUGAAGGUUGUAAAUGGAGUGUGAGAGCAACAAAGAUAGAUAAAUCUGAAGCGUUCUCGAUUAGAACAUACAGGAAUAUGCAUUCAUGCUCUCGCGUAACUUCAAGUACUGGAAAGAAAAGGAAAGUUACACCAAGAUGUGUUGCAGCUAUAGUGCACAAGGAUUAUCUGGGACUAUAUGAGACACCAACAGCGAAAAUCCUGGUCGGUCUGGUGCAAAGGAAACUGGGUGUGGAAGUGUCGUAUACGACAUGUUUGAGAGGAAAAAAACAAGCUGUUGCGGAUAUUCGUGGUGAUCCGGAGAAGGGAUAUAUAAUAUUGCCUGCUUAUUUGUAUAUGUUAGAGAAGGCGAACCCGGAUACAAAAACAAGUUUGGUAGUGGAUAAAAACAACCGGUUCAGAUACCUAUUUGUUGCGUUGGGAGCCUCCAUUGAAGGGUUUGAAUACAUGAGGAAAGUCAUCACUGUGGAUGCAACUUUCCUGAAGACUGUUGAAGGUGGUUGUUUAAUUAUUGCCACGGCUCAGGAUCCAAACCUUCACCAUUAUCCAAUAGCUUUUGCUGUGGUUGAUGGGGAGAAAAACGAAAGCUGGAAGUGGUUUUUUACGCUGCUGAAAACUGUUAUACCGGAUUCGACGGAAUUGGUGUUUGUUUCAGACAGAAAUCCAAGUCUGAUAAAAGCUGUUGGUGAAGUGUAUCUGAUGUCUAAACAUGGGUAUUGUAUCUGGCAUCUUAUUGCAUGUCUACAUGGGUAUUUAUCUAUAUCAAACUUCCUGCAACUGCACGUCUUCUGUUGCAAAUCCACAGAAUAA
Raphanus sativus (radish) is the source of this 1503-nucleotide messenger RNA. RefSeq lists its product as uncharacterized. The record is from RefSeq and is a predicted model, not a curated record. The transcript is spliced from 2 exons. Lineage: Eukaryota; Viridiplantae; Streptophyta; Magnoliopsida; Brassicales; Brassicaceae. Bases 1 to 1503 code for a protein of 500 amino acids.